Cucurbita maxima (winter squash) is the source of this 1733-nucleotide messenger RNA. Its product is annotated as ribulose-1,5 bisphosphate carboxylase/oxygenase large subunit N-methyltransferase, chloroplastic-like. The record is from RefSeq and is a predicted model, not a curated record. Lineage: Eukaryota; Viridiplantae; Streptophyta; Magnoliopsida; Cucurbitales; Cucurbitaceae. Gene Ontology annotation, cellular component: chloroplast. The coding region runs from base 100 to 1572 and encodes 490 amino acids. Gene Ontology annotation, biological process: peptidyl-lysine monomethylation. Gene Ontology annotation, molecular function: protein binding; protein-lysine N-methyltransferase activity; [ribulose-bisphosphate carboxylase]-lysine N-methyltransferase activity. The transcript is spliced from 6 exons.
UAAAUAUCUCAUAAUAUCAUCUGAACCCUAUCCAUCCACAAUUUUCAAAUUUUUAUCCACUACUGCAAUGGUUUACUGGAAGCUUGAAAUCCCCCAAAAAUGGCGACUCCAAUGGCGUUAGCUUCUUCAUCCUCUAAUUUCCUUUCCCUUCCGCGCACUGCAACGCACCUUUCGUUCUCGCCAAAGUGGCCGGUGCUCUAUCCCAAGCCAUGCUUCUCUAUAUCUUCCCUCGCCUCUCCGGAUUUAGACCCAUCGUUGCCCUCAAACGUUCACACCUUCUGGCAAUGGCUUCGCCAGGAAGGCAUGGUCUCCUCCAAGACUCACGUGAAGCCGGCAAUUUUCCCUGAAGGCCUCGGACUGGCUACCACCAAAGACCUAUCCAAGAACGAGGUCGUUUUGGAGGUUCCCAAACGAUUCUGGAUAAAUCCUGACGCGGUUACUGAUUCCGAGAUUGGAAAUGCGUGCAGUGGAUUGAAGCCAUGGGUUUCUGUUGCUCUGUUUCUGAUUAGAGAAAAUUUGAAGGACGACUCGCGUUGGCGACGGUACCUCGAUAUUCUCCCGCCACAAACGGAUUCGACUGUGUUUUGGUCUGAAGAGGAGCUUGAAGAGCUCCAAGGAACCCAACUUCUGAGUACGACUUUGAAUGUAAAAGAAUAUGUUAAGAGCGAAUUUCUUAAGGUUGAAGAACAGAUAUUGCGCCACCACAACGAUCUAUUUCCUUCUCCAGUUACUCUGGAUGACUUCUUUUGGGCUUUUGGGAUACUCAGAUCAAGGGCAUUUUCACGACUCAGAGGCCAAAACCUUGUUUUGAUUCCUUUUGCUGACUUGGUCAACCAUAGCGUUAGCGUAACCUCAGAAGAACAUGCAUGCGAGGUUAAGGCACCUGCAGGCCUCUUCUCAUGGGAUGUCCUAUUCUCUCUCCGGUCCCCAACUUCUGUUAAGGCUGGCGAGCAGGUUUUUAUCCAAUAUGACUUAAAAAAGAGCAAUGCGGAGUUAGCUCUUGACUAUGGGUUCAUAGAGCCAAAAUCCGACCGCAAUGCAUAUACACUGACAUUUGAGAUUCCAGAGUCAGACCCUUUCUUUGAUGACAAGCUAGAUAUUGCUGAGACAAAUGGCCUUGGCGAGACUGCUUAUUUCGACAUUGUUUUGGAGCGUCCUUUUCCACCUGCAAUGCUUCCAUUCCUGCGGCUGCUAGUGCUUGGAGGCACAGAUGCAUACCUGUUGGAAUCUCUGUUUAGAAACUCAAUAUGGGGUAAUCUUGAAAUGCCUGUUAGUCGAGCAAAUGAAGAGCUUGUAUGUCAAAUGGUCAGAGAUGUUUGUGAGGCUGCUCUUUCUGCCUACCAUACCACCAUAGAAGAGGAUGAGAAGGUAAAAGGAGAAAAUCUUGAUUCAAGGUUGAGGAUUGCUGUUGGAAUAAGAGAAGGAGAGAAAAGGGUUUUGCAGCAAUUAAUCAAAAUUUUCCAUGACAGAGAACUGGAAUUAGAUGAAUUGGAAUUUUACCAAGAUAGGAGGCUAAAGGAUUUUGGGCUAUGUGGGGAGCAAAGUGAAAUCAUCUUUUGGGAGUCCAAAUAGGCAUGAAAGUAGGAUAAGUCAUUCAUUUUGUGUCUGAAUUUUACUUAACUAGCUUAUAUUAAUAUUAGGUGUUGGAAUAUCCUUUAUUGGAUUCAAAUAAAUGCCUUAACCUCUAGAAAUAUUUAGCGGUUUAGAUCAUUCCACUACCAUAAUUUCAAAAA